AUGUUCACUGCCAAGAUUAAGACAGCCCUUGACACACUGAUGAACCGAAGACAUGAAGCAGGAAUAGAUGACAGCAAUGCGUACCUGUUCAGUAAUCAGCGAGGACUGGGACACAUAAGGGGAACUGACACACUUCGAGAACAUGCUUCAAAGUGCAAAGCUAAGAAUCCUGAGUUCCUUCGUGCAACGAGACUUCGCAAACACAUUGCUACAGUAUCACAAGUAAUGAAUCUUCAGGAAAACGAGCUCGACCUGCUGGCGAGCUUCUUAGGUCAUGAUGUCAGAACCCAUCGUGAGUUCUACCGCAUGCCAGAGUCAACACUUCAAGUUGCCAAACUGUCAAAGGUCCUUCUCAAGAUGGACAAAGGUGAUGUGCAGGGACUAGCUGGAAAAAGACUGAAGGAUGUUGAACUGGACCCUAGUGAAGAAUACGAUACAGAUGCGAUGUCGGAAUCGUCAGGUGAUGAGAGAGAUGAUGAGCCUGAGGAACCCAUGAGUCUGAAUGAGGAAGCAAAAGAUGCAGAUGGGACAAAGCUUGUUGUACAGCAGCAAACAAAGAGGCCAUGGACUUGUGCUGAAAAAAAAGCAGUUGUGAAACAUCUGGGCAUGUUCCUGAGGAUGCGGAAGGGACCCAUCACUGCAUUGAUGAAUGCCGAACCCCAGCUGCUCAAGAAUCGUACUUGGAGAAACGUAAAAGACUUAGUGAGGAACCAGGUCCGAAAACAAGAUCCAAUGAGCUUUCUGUAG
Messenger RNA from Patiria miniata (bat star), 747 nucleotides. RefSeq lists its product as uncharacterized. The transcript has 3 exons. Lineage: Eukaryota; Metazoa; Echinodermata; Asteroidea; Valvatida; Asterinidae. Bases 1 to 747 code for a protein of 248 amino acids. The record is from RefSeq and is a predicted model, not a curated record.